Messenger RNA from Symbiodinium necroappetens, 531 nucleotides. The record is from the annotation of a GenBank genome assembly. Lineage: Eukaryota; Dinophyceae; Suessiales; Symbiodiniaceae.
GCCUGUGCUGAUGUGCAUGCCAAAAGAUGCUAUGGGGCCAAGCGAAAGAAAUGGCCUCGGUCUCCCAUCAGGAGUCGAGGCUCACGGAAGGCGCUUGGAGUGGUUGAGAUGAACGGAGUGUGGGUGGAAUACGACCCCGACAGUGAUCCCUACGAUCCCCGGACGGCGCCUCUGCUGCCACCCAGACCGAUGCGCAACCAGGCAGUUUUCAACAUGCGCUCUGACCCGCCCAAGGAGGCCGCCGUGGCAACGCACAAGCGCGCGCCGUCGACACCCUCCACGCAUAGUGGAGGAACAACAUCAAGGUCGAUGUCGGACAACUCGCGAGAGGCGAGCACAUGCGAGGACACAAGUUCCAUUGCUUCCGUAUCAGCUACUUUGGAUGCGAAGCUGCCCAGGGCCGUGGAAACUGCCGCCGAGCAGCCGACAAGCCAGGCGAUCCCUUGCCGCACGCUCCUGACGAUGCCUGCUCAGUCAUGGUUAGCGUUUCCGUCUUUGAAGAGCCUGCGUCCAGAGAGCGCCGCACGUUGA